UAUCGAUACACGCCACAGGACUGCUAUUUUUUAUCAUUGUGUUCAAUGUUGUGAAAAUGGCUUUCCUACAGUGGAGGAGAUUCAAUUUUUUUGACAAGGAGCCUGUGAAGGAUCCUUCUACUGAUCAAAUUUUUGAUCAGCUCAAGGAUGUCAACGUUUCUGCUUGCACCAGUGGUCGUGGGCAGCUGGUGGUGGCAGACUUUGAGGGCAACCUGUACUUCAUCAACAGGCAGAUGGAGCUCACUUCAUUCAGGGCGUAUGAAAUAAGAGUGACUCAUUUACUUCAAAUGAAACAGCACAGCAUCAUUAUAACAAUUGGGGAGGAUGAACAGGGCAUCAAUCCUCUGAUCAAAGUAUGGAAUCUUGAGAAGAUGGAAAGGGGGAUUCCAGCUUGCACCAGAUUGACUAGAGCCAUUCCUGGAAACAAGCCGACACCGGUCUCCUGCUUUACUGUCCAUGAAAAUUUGAACUUCCUGGCUGUUGGAUUUGAAAAUGGAGUAGUGCUGCUGUUUAAAGGGGAUGUGACCAGGGACAGGCACAGCAAACCACGGACUGUGUAUGAAGGAACAAAACGUGUGACAGGACUUGCCUUCAAGACUCAGGGUAAAGAUGUGUUCCUGUUUGUUGUGACAGACAACUCAACCUUGUCUAUCAACCUGACAGCCAAGGAUCAGCAGGCUGAGCUGGAGAACAAAGGGGCCACCCCUGGGACUAUUGUGAUGAGUGAUGCCAGUCAGGACAAUCAGCUGGUUAUUGGCAGGCAAGAUGCUGUGUAUUUCUAUCAACCUGAUGGACGUGGACCAUGCUUAGCCUUUGAAGGGAUAAAGCUACAGCUGCAUUGGUUCAGAGGCUACUUGAUUAUCGUUGGGAAAGAAAGCAAAACUUUACCCAGGGCUCCAGUGUUAGGUCCACAUGGUAUGGAAAUGAACACAGUGACUGUUUAUGACAUUCAGAACAAGUUUAUUGCGUAUUCUGCUCCUUAUCCAGAGGUCAUUGAUGUCAUGUGUGAAUCAGGGUCCAUCUUCAUUUUCACAGGAGACAGAAAGUUUUAUCAACUGCAAGAGAAGGACACACAGAGCAAACUGGAAAUGUUGUUCAAGAAAAACAACUAUGCCUUAGCUAUAAGCCUUGCCAAAAGCCAGCAGUUGGACCAGGACGGUUUAAUCGACAUUUUCACUCAGUACGGUGACCACCUCUAUAGCAAAGGGGAUCAUGAUGGGGCUAUUGACCAAUACAUCAAAACCAUCGGAAAACUUGAAGCCUCCUACGUCAUUCGCAAGUUUUUAGACGCCCAGCGUAUACACAACCUGACCAAGUACCUCCAAGCCUUGCACAAAUCACAAACUGCCACGGAGGAGCACACUACUCUAUUGCUCAACUGUUACACUAAACUGAAGGAUGUCUCCAAGUUGGAUGAGUUUAUCAUGACAAAAGACAGAGAGGUAGACUUUGAUGUGGAAACGGCCAUCAACGUUUGCCGUCAGUCCGGUUACUCUGAGCAUGCUCUGUCCUUGGCAGAGAAGCACAAGAAACACGAGAGCUACCUCAAGAUCCAGCUGGAGGACAUCAAAGACUAUCAGCGAGCCCUCGAGUAUAUUGGAAAGCUUGACUUCGAGGCUGCUGAAAGCAAUUUAAAGCAGUAUGGCAAAAUCCUGAUGAGUCAGGUCCCACAGCAAACCACAGAACUGCUCAAGAGACUUUGUACAGACUACAAACCAACUGACAAGCCUUUGAUUGACCAAAGUAGUCUUGAUGGAGUGCUCCCUCUAUUUGCAUCAAUUUUACUUGACUCUAGCGGCAUUGGCAGAAUCCAGAAAGCAAAUGCUGAAGAGUUCAUUCACAUUUUUGUGAACAACUCUGCAAGACUGACAGAAUUCUUGGAACAUAUGAUUGAGGUGCAGCCAAACUCAUCCAACUUGGUGUACAACACGCUGCUGGAGCUCUACCUCCAUGAUAUGGUUCAUGAGAAAGGGAUUUCGGCUCGUGUGGAAAGAGAGAGAAAGACCUUGGAGCUGCUGAAAAACCCUGAUGCCAACUAUGACAUAGACCAAGCCCUCAUUCUUUGUCAAAUGAACAACUUCAAAGCUGGAAUCUUGUUCCUCUACGAAAAGGCACAUUUGUAUCAGCAGAUUCUCCGUUAUCACAUGGAGCACAGGGAAUAUGUGCAUGUUAUUGAGGCAUGCAAAAAAUUUGGCCAACAGGAUCCCCAACUGUGGGUGCAGGCUUUGUCUUACUUCGCAAGCAAAGAGGAGAACUGCAAGUCACAGCUCAUGGAAACCUUGUCUCAUAUUGACAAGAAAAACCUGCUUCCGCCGCUAAUGGUCAUUCAGAUUUUGGCUCACAAUUCUACUGCAACGUUGUCAGUUGUCAAGGACUACAUUGUCAGAAGACUUCAGAUGGAGAACGAUCAAAUAGCAGAGGACGAGCGACUCAUCAAACAGUAUCGAGAGGACACUGAGAAAAAACGCAGCAAGAUUGAAGAGCUGAAAACUUCUGCAAAAGUCUUUCAAGCAUCAAAGUGCAAUAUUUGUAGCCAUUCACUGGAGCUUCCAUCAGUUCAUUUCCUGUGUGAACCACAUUCAUACCAUCAACAUUGUUUUGAAAGCUAUGCAGAGAAUGACUUGGAAUGUCCAGUCUGUGCACCAGAGAACAGGAAAAUUAUGGACAUUAUCAGAGCACAAGAACAAUCAAAGGAUAUCCAUGAAUUUUUCCAUAACCAGCUUGAAAGAGCCCCUGAUGGUUUUUCUGUUGUAGCUGACUAUUUUGGAAGAGGUGUCUUCAAUAAGGUGACCCUCAUCACCGACCAGGGAGGAAAGCCCAGCAGCUCCACGACCAGGUGAAGGGAGAACACCCUGUAGUGUAGAACACAAGCUCACCGAAACGUCUCUGCCAAAAGUCUGGAGGUCAACCAAGUGCACAUUUCCCAAAUUCUGAGUCUAAGUAACGUUCCUGACUGUAUUUUCUUUUUCUAUGUAAGGCUGUUUAUCACACUACACCUCCCGCCCUGCCCACCCCACCCCCUCAAUCCCGUUUUGUAUGUGAUGUGAGCAAUUGCGUUUUGUUUACAGCCCUGUAUUUUUGAAGAUAGUGCAAUAUCUAGAUAGAUCUCUUCGCGGACUGACCUGUGGCAGAGCAGGACUGGGCUUGUGUUUCUUCAAAAGAAAUUUUGAUUCAUGUACAGAGAAAAUUCUUUCUAUAUUUGUGGUGGCAAAGAAUGCUUGAGAUUAUCAGCAUUCCUUGAUAUAAGUGGAUGUUAUUACGCUCACUCUCAUUUGAGUAUAACCAAUGAUCAUACAUAACAAGAUGGUCCACUCCUCUCUUUGAGCCAAUUAAAAAGGUGUCCUCAAAAUUCGGUGGCGCCCUCUUCACAAAUGCGCACCUUUUGCGAACAGUUUUACCCUACU
Molecule: messenger RNA, 3404 nt
Organism: Aplysia californica (California sea hare)
Lineage: Eukaryota; Metazoa; Mollusca; Gastropoda; Aplysiida; Aplysiidae
Product: vacuolar protein sorting-associated protein 11 homolog
Exons: 30
Coding region: 57-2840 (927 amino acids)
Biological process (GO): intracellular protein transport; endosome organization; vesicle-mediated transport
Cellular component (GO): endosome; HOPS complex
Molecular function (GO): protein-macromolecule adaptor activity; protein binding
Source: RefSeq, a predicted model, not a curated record